Messenger RNA from Spinacia oleracea (spinach), 1841 nucleotides. RefSeq names its product guanosine nucleotide diphosphate dissociation inhibitor 2. NCBI's taxonomy places the organism in Eukaryota, Viridiplantae, Streptophyta, Magnoliopsida, Caryophyllales, Amaranthaceae. The transcript is spliced from 13 exons. Gene Ontology annotation, cellular component: cytoplasm. Gene Ontology annotation, molecular function: Rab GDP-dissociation inhibitor activity. The coding region runs from base 181 to 1515 and encodes 444 amino acids. The record is from RefSeq and is a predicted model, not a curated record. Gene Ontology annotation, biological process: small GTPase-mediated signal transduction; vesicle-mediated transport; protein transport.
CAAACAAGGCAUCUUCCCAAUCUAAUUACACUUCUCCAUGUGUCGUGUUCCUUUUUCUUCUCAUUUAUAUAUUCAUUGAUGACUUGAGGUACCCUAAACUCUUAUAAUCUCUCUCCUCCCUCGUUCGCCCUUUCUCUGUUUUUUCUUCCUCGACUUUCAACCGAUCUGACCUGAAUCGCCAUGGAUGAAGAAUACGAUGUCAUAGUUCUCGGUACUGGUCUCAAGGAAUGCAUUCUCAGUGGUCUACUCUCUGUUGAUGGCCUCAAGGUCCUACACAUGGACAGGAAUGACUAUUACGGAGGAGAAUCAACUUCGCUUAAUCUCAUUCAGCUUUGGAAGAAGUUUAGAGGAAAUGACCAGCCUCCAGCAGAUUUAGGUCCCAGCAGAGAUUAUAAUGUGGAUAUGACGCCAAAGUUCAUAAUGGCAAAUGGUGCCCUCGUCCGGGUUCUCAUACACACAGAUGUCACAAAAUAUCUCUACUUCAAAGCGGUUGAUGGUAGUUUCGUGUUUAACAAGGGAAAGGUUCACAAAGUGCCUGCUACUGACAUGGAGGCCCUGAAAUCUCCACUGAUGGGAUUGUUUGAGAAGCGACGUGCUCGUAAAUUUUUUAUUUUUGUGCAAGAUUAUGUGGAGAACGAUCCAAGUACUCAUGGUGGUCUGGACUUGACCAGAGUAACAACAAGAGAGCUCAUAGCGAAAUAUGGACUUGAUGACAACACCAUGGAUUUCAUUGGUCAUGCAUUGGCCCUUCAUAGGGAUGACUGUUUUAUGAACGAACCUGCAGUAGAUACUGUGAAGAGAAUGAAGCUAUAUGCCGAAUCUCUGGCACGCUUCCAAGGAGGAUCACCAUAUAUCUAUCCCUUGUAUGGGUUAGGAGAACUACCUCAGGCGUUUGCACGUCUGAGUGCUGUUUAUGGUGGGACAUACAUGUUGAAUAAGCCAGAAUGCAAGGUUGAAUUUGAUGCUGAGGGAAAAGUUAUUGGUGUCACAUCCGAGGGAGAAACUGCCAAAUGCAAAAAAGUUGUCUGUGAUCCCUCAUAUCUUCCUAACAAGACAAGGAAGGUCGGAAAGGUUGCGAGGGCUAUUGCUAUUAUGAGCCAUCCGAUCCCUAACACUAAUGAUUCACACUCAGUGCAAAUUAUUCUGCCCCAGAAGCAAUUAGGACGUAGAUCUGACAUGUAUGUCUUCUGCUGUUCUUACACUCACAACGUUGCCCCGAAGGGAAAAUUCAUUGCUUUUGUAUCAACGGAGGCUGAAACCGAUGAUCCUCAAACUGAAUUAAAGGCUGGAAUCGAUCUUCUAGGCCCAGUUGAUGAGAUGUUUUUUGAUAUUUAUGAUCGAUAUGAGCCUGUCAAUGAACCUUCGUUGGACAAUUGUUUUAUAUCAACGAGUUAUGAUGGUACUACACACUUUGAAUCAACUGUCACCGAUGUGCUCAACAUGUAUACGUUGAUUACUGGAAAGGUUUUAGACCUGAAUGUGGAUCUGAAUGCUGCCAGUGCAGCUGAAGAGUGAAACUCUGUUUAAUUUAUGGGAACCGAUGUUUUGCUCCUCCCCCUCCCGUCCUGAAAGAUGCCAAUCUAUAUUCUGGAAUCUGUGCCAUGUAACUCGUGGGGAUUUAUCUUUAUCUUUAUCUUUUGGCUGCCCUGAAACUUGUAAUAAGUUUGUUACUGUGUUAUGAAUUUGAAUGCGCAUGUAGAACUGCUACUUUUGCUGUUGGGCUGUUGGGCUGUUGGGCUGUUGGUGUUGGAUGACUGAAAUGUCGCCUGUUAUUUUUUUAUUUUUUCGUUCCUUGUAAAAGUAUGCUUUCCUGGAAAUUCAAGUUUAGAACAUGACUUGCA